Messenger RNA from Oncorhynchus kisutch (coho salmon), 986 nucleotides. RefSeq names its product carboxypeptidase Q-like. The record is from RefSeq and is a predicted model, not a curated record. The transcript has 4 exons. Gene Ontology annotation, biological process: peptide catabolic process; proteolysis. The annotation marks the transcript as partial. Lineage: Eukaryota; Metazoa; Chordata; Actinopteri; Salmoniformes; Salmonidae. Gene Ontology annotation, molecular function: metallodipeptidase activity.
UAUGUAACUAUCGAUUUUGUAUUCCCCCCCAUCACUAAUCCUAGGUAUGCUGUCUGUCCCCCCCUUCAGGUGGUGCUGCUCAGUGGUCAUCUGGACAGCUGGGAUGUGGGCCAGGGGGCCAUGGAUGAUGGUGGUGGAGCGCUCAUCUCCUGGGAGGCCUUGUCUCUGCUUAAAGACCUGGGUCUGCGACCCAGAAGAACCCUCCGGACAGUGCUGUGGUCUGCAGAGGAGCAGGGAGGGGUUGGAGCGCAACAGUACUUCCAGCUUCACAAGGUGAACAUCUCUAACUUUAACCUAGUGAUGGAGUCUGACCAGGGUACCUUCACCCCCCUGGGGCUGCAGUUCACAGGCUCAGUCCAGGCCCAGGCUGUCAUGGCAGAGGUGAUGAAGCUACUGAAGCCCAUCAACACCACCACCCUGGAGGAACACGGAGAGGGAAUUGAUAUAGAGAUGUGGAUGGAUGCCGGCGUGCCAGGAGCCAGCCUGCACGUUGCAGACAGUAGAUACUUCUGGUUCCACCACACCAACGGGGACACCAUGUCUGUUCAGAGCCCCAUAGAAAUGAACCUGUGUUCAGCCCUGUGGGCGGUGGUGGCCUACGUAGUGGCUGACCUGGAGGAGAUGCUGCCCAGGUAGUCCACUAGGACUGUCCUGCAUCCCAAACGGCACCCUAUCCCCUGUAUAGUUUUGGGAGAAGAAUGCACUAUAGGGAAUAUGGUGCCAUAAAAAUGCUUUACUGUUGUUUGUCCUCCAGAAGGGCUUCCUGCAGUAACCUCUCUGUGAAAUUAUACCCCACUCUGGUUAAGUGGCUAAAGAAGAAUUAACAGUGUGUAUAAACCACAAAAUGUACAAAAUGGAAUUAAGUAUUUCUGGCAUAUUAUUUCCAGUCAAUUUCUUUUAUAAUGAACAGAUAUGUACUGCAUGUUUCAUGUUGACUGUCAUUAUGUCUAAUCUGCCAAUAAAGCUGUGCAUUAAUUAGUCCAAGG